AUGUUGCACAUCAGUAUGGUCAGCGACAACUUCUAUCCUCAACCCGUGUAUGAACUUUCUGCCAUCCCUUCGUUCUCGACUAAUAUGAUUCAGAAACUCAUCGAUCGCGGUCACAAAGUCAUCGUCAUUACACACGCCUACGCUGGCCGGACAGGUGUUCGAUACCUGACGAAUGGACUCAAGGUCUACUACGUUCCUUUCUUCGUCAUCUAUCGAGAAACGACCUUUCCGACCGUCUUCUCCUUCUUCCCCGUCUUCCGGAACAUUGUCAUUCGCGAACGCAUCGAGAUUGUGCAUGGACACGCCAGUCUGAGCAGUCUGUGCCAUGAGGCCAUAUUGCAUGCCCGCACUAUGGGUCUGAGGACUGUCUUCACAGACCACAGUCUGUUUGGUUUUGCAGAUGCUGGGAGCAUUCUCACCAACAAGCUACUGAAGUUUACGCUCAGCGACGUUGACCAUAUCAUCUGCGUUAGCCAUACCUGCAAAGAGAAUACUGUUCUCAGAGCGUCACUGGAUCCGCUUAUGGUCUCCGUAAUCCCAAAUGCAGUGGUCGCCGAGAACUUCCGUCCCCUUUCGCACGACUCGAACGACCCCGACCGUCCCAUGGCUCCAGGGCCUCCACAGCCCAUGGGCCCAGAUGAGAUCAUAACAGUCAUUGUCAUCCAGCGACUAUACUAUAACAAGGGCACCGAUUUGCUCGUCGCAGCUAUACCGCACAUUCUUGCCGCACACCCCAAUGUUCGCUUCAUAAUUGCCGGCAAUGGCCCCAAAGCUAUCGACCUCGAACAGAUGAUAGAACGAAACGUCCUUCAAGAUAAAGUCCUCAUGAUAGGUCCUGUCCGCCAUGAGGAGGUACGAGACGUCAUGGUACAAGGCCAUAUUUACCUUUGUCCCUCGCUCACAGAGGCAUUCGGCACCGUCAUUGUAGAAGCCGCUUCGUGCGGUCUGUACGUCGUAGCAACUCGCGUUGGUGGUAUUCCGGAAGUCCUCCCUACGCACAUGACAGAAUUUGCUGCGCCCGAAGAAGACGACAUUGUCGAAGCUACUGGACGUGCCAUUGCCAAGCUACGACAAGGCAAAGUCAGGACAGAACUCUUUCACAACCAAGUCAAGCAAAUGUACUCGUGGACCGAUGUUGCACAGCGGACUGAGAGGGUGUACGAUGGUAUCAGUGGUGUCAUUAGCCAUACCGAGUUCUACCAGGGCGCAGGAGCAGCGGGUGGUUGGAGUGCUACGCGCGGCCGUGCUGGUGUGCAGAGUUUUGCACUCAUCGAGCGCUUGAAAAGGUACUAUGGCUGUGGUAUCUGGGCAGGCAAGCUUUUCUGCUUGAUCGAUAUCUGUAAAGACUGGCCGAAGAAGAUGGUCAAGGACCCUCCGAAGGCGAAGGGAAAAACCGUAGAUGUAGGAGAGGAUACAUCAGCGCUACAUGUGCAGCCACUUACCUUGCAGCCAUGGGAAUCAGAGACAUGUAAGCUCGCCGACCUUCUCAGCCCUUCUUUGUCCAACAAGGGACUAUCACCUAACUCUCCCCUACCACGCGAGAUCUCCGAGUCCAGGAACUGCCAAGUAGGCAUUCGUAUUCUCUUUACCAUCAAGCCUUACUUGAUCUACCCCAAGAGAUUCCCAGCCAUGAGACCGAUGCCCACACUUUUCAUUCUCAUGUUCGCGUUCCUCGCGUCGUCCAAGCCGCUUUCAGCUCCAUCGCUACUCACGCACAAUGGACUUGAGAAACGGCAGCAGUGUUUCGAUUGCUCGACUAGACUAGCUAGUUGCAGGAGGACGUAG
Plenodomus lingam JN3 is the source of this 1785-nucleotide messenger RNA. The record is from RefSeq and is a predicted model, not a curated record. NCBI's taxonomy places the organism in Eukaryota, Fungi, Ascomycota, Dothideomycetes, Pleosporales, Leptosphaeriaceae.